This is a messenger RNA of Daldinia vernicosa, 1743 nucleotides long. RefSeq lists its product as uncharacterized. Bases 600 to 1370 code for a protein of 256 amino acids. Gene Ontology annotation, cellular component: outer membrane. The transcript has a single exon. NCBI's taxonomy places the organism in Eukaryota, Fungi, Ascomycota, Sordariomycetes, Xylariales, Hypoxylaceae. The record is from RefSeq and is a predicted model, not a curated record.
GCGAAGCUUAUUUCCUCCAUCUCCAUAUGACGGGGACCUACUUUCGUCUUUUUCCCCGCCAAGGCAUUCUUUUUCUUACAAGCCGCAUUGACGCCGGUGUUUGCUAAGCUCCGUCUGCGUACUUCGUACACAUUAUAGUAGUCAGCUGCGAGGCGAACUGACUGCGCCUCCCUAAUCACGAUGGCUGUUGUCAGCAACGCCGACGCUUAUUGGGUUAGGGGGUUAGGAGGUAAGAUGCGUACAUGUAAGGAUGAAACCAGCCUCAACUUAAUACAACCUAGGCAAGUAUACCCUUAGGUAUAUAACUUAGGUACCUAUGUAAGGUCUGCUUACUUAUAAAUAAGCUUUAUCAACUUUCAUUGUUUUCGGUCAACUUAUUACAUUUUCUUCUUUUCCUCUCUUCCUCUUUUCCUACCAUAGACAUCCAACAAUCUAUACUUCCUCUCAUAUCCCUAAAGGCUAUAUUAUUCAUAACUAGCGUAUAAAGAUCGCUUUAGAAUUUCUACUUCCAACUCAUAUUUCUCCAUUCCUAAGAAGAAAAGAAAAGAAAAAAAAAAACACUUUCGACAUCGCGAACAUCGCCGUCGAUAUCUAUCAACAUGUCAGCAGCAGACUACUAUGGUAACAGUGGAGGUGGUUAUCCCCCACCUCAACACCAACGGGGCUCGUCGCCUUAUCCCCCACAACCUCAAUACGCUCAGACGCCCUCGCAUUCCCCGUAUCCAUCUCAACCAAACUACGCAAACGGUGCCCCCUCCCCAGCGCCAUACCCCGCUCAGCCCACCUACGCCCAGUCGCCAGCCCCAUCGCAGAAGGGCUACCUUACUCCCUACCAACCACAAUCUCAGCACUCGCGACCCGGUACCGCCCAUUCGGAUGCUGGCUACGCACCGCCUCCGUACCCACAGAACGAUGAUCGUCAUCCGGGAUCACGCCCUCAUUCCGCGGAUCCGUACGCCCAGAAUGACCGCGACCCGAAUUACGACCAGGCGCAAGCUGGCGAGGACGGCGAGCGUGGUCUAGGCGCGACUCUCCUGGGAGGCGGAGCCGGCGGCUUUCUUGGCCACAAGCUCGGUAAAGGCAAGCUGGGCACCAUACUAGGUAGUGCCGUUGGUGCGGUGGCAGCCAAUUUAAUAGAGAACAAGCUGGAGAAGCGCCAUUCGAAUCAGGGCCAUGAUCAAGCUUAUGGACAGGGACAGGGACAGGGAUAUGGGUAUAGUCACGGACAUCAUGGGUCGUCGCAUCACGGGGGUUCUUACUACGGUGGCCACCAGGAACAACAUAGUCACGGCCACCACCAUGGCCAUCACACCCAUCACACCCAUCAUAAACAUCACAAGCAUCACGAGCAACAUAGCCAAGGCUGGUAGAUUAUCUAAUAAUUCGGUAGAAUGGUUAGAUUGCUACUGUGGACGCGAAGGCGGGUUCCUCCCACUUCCCUAACGAUUAGUUUGAUAUUAUAAACGGCGGCGUAUUGGUCGGUAUAAGUCGGUAUUAUUGGUAUUGGCUUCGGUAGUUUCCCGUUCCCCUCCAGAUUCUGGUAAAGAAACGAUGAGAUGAUGUUACGGUCCCUUAUGUGGUUACUACAAUAAGUAGAGGGCCGGUUGUAUGAGGAGUGCUUAUACCUACUACCUUUAUUACCCUCGUCGACGAGGGUACCUAUUCUUGACAGCCCCUAGUUGGCUGUCACUAGCUUUGAAUAUACCUUAGGUAGUUGCAUGAUUACCUAUAUUUUAUCUUUAA